Molecule: messenger RNA, 1788 nt
Organism: Dioszegia hungarica
Lineage: Eukaryota; Fungi; Basidiomycota; Tremellomycetes; Tremellales; Bulleribasidiaceae
Exons: 7
Coding region: 1-1788 (595 amino acids)
Source: RefSeq, a predicted model, not a curated record
AUGGAAGACCUCAGCAGUAUCUCACAGGCCAUACAGGAAGCCCUUGAUCCCAAACCGGGACAAGAAGAACCCUUCACCCUUCUCGAGAUCGUCCAGGGGUACCUGGGUUCCAAGGACCCCAAUGUCCGGCACUUGGUUCUCGAAGUUCUCAAUGAGAUCAUCACGGAUGGUUCUGAAGAUCAGAUACGGACACGUAAAGAAUUCAUAUUUGGCGAUACAGUCCUCAGCUACUUGCCUCUGCUCUUGCCGCUCCAUUCGGACGCGCCGGGACUGGUAGAGACGCUCGUGGAGGCCUGUGUGGAGGUCUGCUCCCCUCGCGAGGCUAUUCUGGCGUUGAACGAGUCGUGCCAGUUGUUGGAGGAACGGGCGGAGCGGUGCGAUGUCAGUAAGGAUGGAAUGGACACCGAUGGGGACGACGACGAAGAUGAGGACGAGCCUGUACAUGAGGCAGAUCCGGAAGAUCUGGUCGAUGAGUUCGUCGUCGUAGUUGAUUCUUACAGCAAAGUCUUUGCCCGGAUGCCGCGCAUCAAGUCCACUCCGACACUGAUGACCACCUUCGACGCCAUCUCCUCCACAUUACGAUGUCUCCUACCCGGAUGUACCUCCUCACAAGCUUCGACGUUAGCGCGGGGGAUGGCUAGUCUGAUUCAAGCGGCCUACGCAUGGGUCGGACGGAGCACAGAUACCGGUGGAGAGCAACGUGCGAUCCUCACUCAACUGCUCCACAUGUCCAUCGCCCUCCUCAUCCCACGUACCCGCCCCCAAACCCUCCAAGCCUGGUUCCUCGCCCAUUUCCCCCAAUACGCGCUCCUCCACCCCUCAUCCUCCCAAUCCUCUUCACCCAAUACCGGAUCAACCCCGCUGGCCGCCCUCCAUACCGCGUCCCAGACCCUCUGUAUCGGCCUUCCCGACUUGAUCGACCUCAUCUCUCAGCACUCCUCCAUGUCCCGGGUAUCCCCAUAUGCGCCCCUCUCGGCGCUUACACUCAUCGCGCAUCGACUGGCCCUUCCGACACCGAUAUCCCCGGACGCAGAGAGCGAGAAGAUAGAUCUACCGGGAGUAGAUGAUCUUCUCGUUCUUCUCUCAUCGGGACUGAGCAGCUCCGCUGUAGAUGCAGCAGGCACAGUAGCGUGGGAGGCGGUCCACCGUGCUCAAGUAGGGGAGAUCGACUCUGCAUCCCCACUCGUCGAGAUCCUCAUGCCUCUGGUCACGUCCGACCCGGACCCGCUGAAUCGGCUCGCAUGGUUCAAGCUCAGCCAAGCCCUCGUUGAGAAGGCUCCUCCGGGACUAGACCAGAUCUUACUCCUUGAACAAAUGCUAGAGCCUGCGAACCCAUACGAUACUCUCCGGCCCCAAGCGCUCUCCCUCCUCCGGGACCUGCUUGGCCGCCCUCCCUCUUCCUCCACCUCUUCCUCCCCGUCGUCGUCAGUCCUUCAAUCGGGACUCCUAGACCGCCUCCCCCUCCUCCCCUGGACGGAGCACCUCGAACUCUCCACCUCAGAAUUCAUCGAAGGUCCGAACGGCGCGUUCGUGACUGAUCAGCUAUUGACCCUGAGGUUAUUGUAUGAGCUGGAUAAGGGGGAUGUGACGGGCGUGAGGAGUGAGCCGUGGAUGGGGAGGAUAAGGAAGAGCCUGGAGCGAGUGGAGAGGAAGGUGAAGGAGAUGCGGGGCGGGCUGGAAGAGGCUGGCGCUGGCAAUGAGGAAGGGAUGCGGGUGAUGGAGGAGUUCUUCUGGGCGAGGCUGGAAGAGGCGGCGCAGAGGCUGAAGGAGCGGAUCGGGCAGGCGUAG